This is a messenger RNA of Symbiodinium sp. CCMP2592, 6813 nucleotides long. Lineage: Eukaryota; Dinophyceae; Suessiales; Symbiodiniaceae. The record is from the annotation of a GenBank genome assembly.
AUGGUUCUUGGUGGUGAUGGCCGAUACUUCAACAAGUACUCUCUGCAGGUUGUCUUGGCCAUGGCCAUUGCCAACGGCGUUUCGGAGAUCUGGGUUGGGCAGGACGGGCUGCUCAGCACCCCGGCCAUGAGUGCUGUUAUCCGCACACGCAAAGGUGGCUUUGUUCCCUUUGGUGGAUUUGUCUUGACGGCCUCGCAUAACCCCGCGGGUGUGGACGGGGACUUUGGCAUCAAGUUCAAUUGCGAAAAUGGCGAACCAGCCCCACCCAAAAUCACGGACAAGAUCUACAAAAUCUCGCAAAGCAUUUCCGAGUACAAAACCUGUACCAUUCCCAAGGUUGACUUUUCUAAAUGCGGAGUCACGACGAUCGGUGGAGCACGAGUUGAGGUUUUCAAUCCUGUCGACGACCACGUGGCACUCUUGAAAACGGUCUUCGAUUUCGAGGCUAUCAAGAAGCUCGUCCAUCGCGCAGACUUUACCUUCUUUUACGACUGCAUGCAUGGGGUACAGGGCCCUUACGCCAAGCGCUUGUUCGUUGACGAGCUCGGGGUGAAGGCGUCGUGCCUCAUGAAUGCCACGCCAAAGGAGGAUUUUGGAGGAAAGAAUUCUCCACAGAAGGGCCACGCGGAUCCGAAUCUCAGCCAUUCACUGGAGCUCAUGGCCAAACUGGCGGUCAACAAAGAGGGCAUGCGCUUGGCUUAUGACCAAUUCCCCGCGGCGAGCUUCGGUGCGGGAGCUGAUGGUGAUGCCGAUCGCAAUAUAAUCUUGGGUAAGAAUUGCUUUGUCAGCCCCGGCGACAGCCUGGCCAUCAUCCUUCAGCAUGCGCAGUGCAUUCCAUUCUUCCGAGGUGGAGUAAAAGGCUGCGCACGCUCCUUGCCGACCACAGGUGCCGUGGACCGUGUUGCCAAGAAGUACAACAUUCCCUGCUUCGUGACACCAACCGGCUGGAAGAAUUUCGGCAAUCUCAUGGAGUCAGGUACAAAACUUCCCGGGAAGACUUACACACCAUUCAUCUGUGGCGAGGAAUCCUACGGGACCAGCAGCAACCAUGUUCGUGAGAAGGACGGGAUGUGGGCUGCUAUGGCCUGGUUGCAGAUAUUGGCGAGCAAGAACACAGACCCAACAAAGCCUUUGGUCGGUGUGCGAGACUUGUGCAGGGAGCACUUCAAGGAGUUCGGACGUCACUACUACUGGCGAUAUGACUUUGAUGGCCUUGACAAGGAUGAAGCUGAUGCCACCAUGAAGAAGAUUGUGCAAGAAGGACCCAAGAUGGUUGGCAAAGAAGUAAAGGAGAUGCGCGUGCAAAGUGUGGAGGACUUUGUCUACACUGAUCCGGUGGAUGGGUCUGUCACAACAGGGGAGGGAGUCGUCCUGAAGCUUUCCGGAGAUGCCCGAGUUGUGGUGCGCUUGAGCGGGACAGGCUCCAGCGGCAAGGCCUCCAUGCGCGUCUACCUGGAAAAAUACGAAUCGCCGCAGGGCCAGUUGGAUGCAAGCGCAUUGGAGAUCACAAAACCUUUGCUUGAUGCGACAAUGAUGCUGACUCCGUUGCCAAAGCUGCUCGGCAGCUCUUUCAAAGAGAAAAUGCUGGCCAAAAAGUUGCCAUCUCAAUUCAUCACCUGGUGGUUGGGACUCUUUGAGGAGCUUUGUCAAGGUAAGAAAGGCGUCGUUCUGGAGAAGAACAUCUUGCCCGUGAGUUCUUUGCCUGACUUGAGCGGUCUACCUGUUGGCGAUGAGUCCCUCCUAUCGAAGACAGUGGUAAUGCGCCUCAAUGGUGGGCUGGGCACGACCAUGGGGCUGGACAAGGCGAAAAGCUUGCUGAAGGUGAAGGAGAGCCAUACGUUCAUGGAUCUCAUCGUGAAGCAGGUUAUGCAGAUCCAGGAGAAGCAGCCUGUACGCUUUAUGCUCUUCAACUCUUUCUCCACUGAGGCAGACACGAAGGAGUUCAUGAAAAAGUAUCCGAAUUUCCAUUCCAAGUGGGAGGCUGUUUCCUUGAAACAGUACAUGGCUCCAAAAGUCACUGACUCCAUGGCGCCGGCCAAGUACCCGAAGAAGCCCAACUGUGAAUGGUGCCCACCCGGACACGGAGACAUCUAUGCCGCUUUGCUCCUCUCCGGAACUUUGGAUCAGCUUCUUAAGGAAGGAUACAAGUAUAUGUUCGUCGCCAACUGCGACAACUUGGGGGCUUCCGUCAACAUGCGUCUUCUGGGACAUUUGGCCAGUUCGGGAGCGCCCAUGCUCAUGGAGGUCUGCAUCCGUGGUGAGGAGGACAAGAAAGGCGGUCACUUAGCCAGGACGACUGACGGCAAGUUCACACUGCGGGAGAGUGCCCAAGUCCACAAGCAAGAUGAGAAGGCCUUUGAGAACAUCUCCAGACAUCGCUACUUUAAUACCAACAACAUUUGGCUGAAUUUGGAGAAGCUGCGCAAUGCUCUGACAAAGGACGGGCUCUUCAAGCUGCCACUGAUUGCCAACGAGAAAAAGUUGGACCCGACGGGCAAGGAUGACGUCGUGUCACCUAUCCCCCAGUUCAGUGAACCGAAGCCCGGUGCAGGUUCCACUGUGGUACAAGUGGAAACCGCGAUGGGUGCUGCAAUCUCUUUGUUCCCGGAUGCCAAGGCAGUCAUAGUUCCGUCGGAUCGGUUUCUUCCAGUGAAAACGAAUGCACAGCUUGCGGUUCUUCGCAGCGAAGCCUUCACGGUGGCAGAAGAUUUCACUUUGAUGAAGGCGCCACGCCCACGAGCUCCUGUGGAUCCUUUGCUCAAGCAGCUUCCACCAAUGUUGAAAAGCUAUGCGGUCAUGGCACAUGCACAACAGCUUCAUGUGGAAGCGAAAACUCGCAAGGUUGCUGGAGUGCCUGAGCUUGCCUACACCUCGGAUGGAAAGCCCAUCUCACCCUGGCAUAGCAUCCCCCUUUUCUCGAAUGCCCUCAACGCAGUCUUCGAAAUACCGAAGAACUCCAGCGCCAUCGCUCGAGUUUCGUCCAGCACCGGGAAUCCAAUAAAGCAGGUGGUGCAAGCUGGAAAGCUGGCCUUCUUCGACGGACCUAUUUACUGGAACAUCGGCAUGCUGCCGCAGACCUGGGGGAACCCGGCCACCAGCGAUCCAACUUCCAAGCUUUGUGGCAACGACCGACCGAUGGAAGUCAUCGAAAUCGGCAACGCAUCCAUUGUGCAAGGAAUGAUCAAAGAAGUAAAGCCACUGGGUUUGCUGCCGGUGAGCUUUCAGAACAUGGUUCAUUGGAAGGUCAUCGCCAUUUGUCUUGACGACCCGCUUGCGAAACAGCUGCAUGACAUCAAGGAUGUUGAGGCCAAGUGCAAGGGUGUGAUCAGUGGCAUUCGGGAGUGGUUUCGUUGGCACCUCGUUGCACAGGGACAGCCUCUUUGUAAGGUUGAGCAGAUCAUGGCAAAGGAGAAGGCCAUGGAGGUAAUCAAGAGACAACAUGACCAGUGGCGCAGCCAUCCGACCUCGGCCAGCAAAAGCGCACAAACCCACGGUUUCGUGAAUAUGGAGGUGCCGCACUCACCCGCCCCGAGCAUGCAGUCACCAGCAGAGGUAAAAGCCCCUGUCAAGACAUGCAAGGCCGAGGAAAGCUACAUCACUUUCAUGAAAGGAGACCCUGGCACAAAGGAUUUCCAGCUCAGCUUCAAACGCCAAACCCCUCAAACCGAGAAGGCUCAAAGCACCGCUGGCAUGACGCAGACGCCCACCCAGAAAGCAGAGAUUGAGAAGAUCAAGUCCGUUUCCCCUUGGCAUGAUUUCCCACUCAAUGCAGGGCCAGGCCAGUUCUACUUCGUCACUGAGAUUCCAAAGAUGACAACCGCGAAGUUUGAGGUGCAGCUGGAAUUGGAGGGAAACCCAAUCAUGCAGGACACGAAGAAGGGCAAGCCGCGACACUAUGCUGGCCCCAUGUUCUGGAACUACGGCAUGCUGCCACGCACCUGGGAAGAUGAUAAUGACGAGAUGGAUGAUGACGAGGGUUUCACAGGCGACGGUGAUCCAUUGGAUGUUGUGGAAAUUGGUUCUCGGCAACUGGGCUUGGGAAGCAUUAGCAAGGUCAAGCCACUAGGUGCUCUGGCACAAAUCGACGAGCACGACCUCGACUGGAAGAUCAUUGCAAUCAAUGUUGAGGACCCUUUGGCUGCCGAGUUGAAUGACAUCACAGACGUGGAGCUCAAGUUGCCAGGAGUCGUUAGCGGCAUUCGCGAGUGGUUCAGGUGGUACAAGACGCCGGACGACAAAGCUCCGAACAAGUUCGCGUACAAAGAGAAGGCCUUCGGGCAAGCAGAGGCCCUCAAGGUGAUCCAGAAGUGCCACGAAUCAUGGAAGAAGCUGCUGGAUGGUGGGUCUAAGCCUGGCCGCAAGUGGGUGCCUGGGCACUUGUCCUUGCGGGAGAAGACCUUUGCCAUGAUCAAGCCCGACGCCGUGAAGCGAGGCGUCCUGGACGAGGUUACGCGCAGAAUUACCCAGUCCGGCUUGAAGAUUCUUCGCAAGGAGCAGAGGCAGCUGACAUCUGAUGAAGUGAAGAAUUUUUACGUGGAGCAGCAGGACAAGUUCUUCUUUCCAAAGCUCGUCGAGUACAUGACCAGUGGCCCGGUCGUGAUCAUGGAGCUUGAGGGAGUCAAUGCUGUGAAGGUGUGGGACAAGUUGAAGGGGCCAACCGAUCUGAAGAAGGUGAACAAGGAGGCUCCACAGUGCCUGAGAUCACUUUUCGGAAUGGACCCAACGCGAAACGGCUUCCAUGGCAGUGAUUCCAUUUCGGCAGCUGCACGAGAGCUUGGAUUCUUCUUCCAUGCCGAUGAGUUCCGUGCGAAGAUGGUCAAGAAAGGAAUGAGUUCGGCCUUCAUCAAAUGGUGGAUGGACCUUUACCAGCGAUUGUGCGGUGGAAGCAAGGGGAUCGUGCGCGAGAGCAAGAUUCUGCCAGCAUCGAAUCCCAAAUGCCUGACACAGAUCCUGCCGGCCAGUGCCGCAACGCUGGGAAAGACGGUGGUGAUGCGCCUCAACGGUGGUCUCGGCACCAGCAUGGGCCUGGAUAAAGCCAAGAGUCUGCUUAAGGUGAAGGAUGAAGAAACUUUCAUGGACCUCAUCGUAAAGCAAAUCAUGCAGAUUCAGGAAAAGCAGCCGAUGCGCUUUAUGCUUUACAAUUCCUUCUCGACCGAGGCAGAUACGAAAGAGUUCAUGAGAAAGUAUCCGGAAGUCUUGGCAAAGUGGGACUCUGUGUCAUUGCUCCAAGGCAUGGCUCCAAAAGUGGACGCAGAGACGUACAAACCCGCAGAAUGGCCAGAGAAGCCGAGUGCUGAGUGGUGUCCACCCGGACAUGGUGACUUGUUCCUCACCCUUGUCACCUCUGGAACCCUGGAGCGUCUCUUGAAGGAUGGCUACAAGUACAUGUUCGUCGCGAAUAGUGACAACCUCGGUGCCUCGGUCGACUUGCGAAUGCUUGGGCACCUGGAGCGCUCCAAAGCGCCCAUGCUCAUGGAGGUUUGUGUGCGUGGCGAGGCAGACCGCAAGGGUGGCCACCUGGCACGGAUCGUAGAGAAUGAGAAGGAGAAGAAGGAUGACAAGAAAGAUGACAAGGGCAAGGAGAGCGGUGGCAGGCUGACGCUCCGAGAAAGUGCUCAAGUAGCUGGAGCAGACGAGAAGGAUUUCCAGGAUGUAAGCAAGCACCAGUAUUUCAACACCAACAACAUCUGGCUGAAUUUGGAGAAGCUUCAGGAAAUCUUGAAGAAGGGGCCCCUCAAGCUUCCCUUGAUUGCCAACGGGAAGCGAGUGGAUCCCUCCAGCAAGCAAGACCCGGGUUUCGAGGUCAUUCAGGUGGAGACAGCCAUGGGUGCCGCAAUUUCGCUUCUGCCUGGGGCAGAGGCGAUUCUUGUUCCACCUUCUCGCUUUCUUCCGGUGAAGAACAACUCGCAACUGGCUGUACUGAGAGGGGCCGCCUACACGAUUGGCGCAAACUACACCUUGGUACGACGCCCUCAGUCUAUUUCCUCGCAGCCAAAUAUGAAGAACCGACUGCAGGCGGUUUUCGUGACCUCCGAGGCAGCACCGUUCUCGACCACCGGCGGUCUUGGAGAAGCCAUGGACGGUUUGCCAAAGGCCAUGGCAAAACUUGGUCAUCGUGUCAUGGUGAUUGCCCCGCGCUACGACCAGUACUUCGAAGCGUGGGACACAGGCUUCUGGAAGCAGAUUGAGAUGGGAGCGCACAAGGAAACACUCCACUUCUUUCAUGCCUUCGUGGAAGGUGUCGACUAUGUGUUCGUCGACAAUCACAUGUUCCUUGGCAAAAUCCCGACAAAGACCGAAGGCCGACUCUACGGCAACGGAAAAGAUGCGGACUUUGAGGAUAACCAAUUCCGCUUUGCAUACUUCUGUCGCGCAGCGGUAGCAGCCAUCCGUGAGCUUCCACUGGGUGGCUUCCCCUAUGGCCAAGGUAGCGUUGUUGUUGCAAACGACUGGCACAGCGCUGCCGUGCCAAUGCUGAUCCACAUGGAAAGGUCUAGGGAUGCGACAAUGUGGGCGCAGACCAAGGUCCUGUUCUGGUGCCAUGACAAGGCCUUCCAAGGCAACUUCCCCCGCACGGAGGACUUAGCAGAGGUUUAUGGCAUGAUGCCGAGCUACCUUGACAGCAUUACCUUCGGAAAGGCUGGAGCUCCGUACAUCAGCCUGGUGGCAUCUGGUCAACGUUAUUCAGACAAGGAUGUUGAGACAAGCCAGGCACUGGCAACUUCUGGCCUCGCACCCACUCCUCCAAAGGAUAUGAGCUGGGAGCAGGCCGCUCGAGAGUGUGCGGCUGCAUUGGGGCAUCUCAAGCGCUAG